AGCUCCAUUCCAGUCAAAGUCAACGUUGGUGUCAACUCUCAAACCAACAACAACAACCAACCAACCAAGGCAGUAAAGUGGCCACAAACAACCAAGAGACCAGAUUCUCUCUUGAAAACGGCUGAUCGGUCAGAUUGGUUAGCCGCGCUUUCAUCUACUCGCCGCAUCGCCUCCUGUGUUCUGUCUACCCGGAUACGAGGCAACCCGAGCCAGGUCGUCAAUCUGGGUACUCAUCUGGGGGCCGCAUAUCGUCGUCGUCUACAAAUCGUUUAGCUCGUGCCUGCCACUAUCUUCCUCCCUCUGCCCCAUUGAACAUGGCGAUGAAUCGGACUAAAAACAAUGUUCGACUCCCUCCAGAAGUGAAUCGCGUGUUGUACGUGCGCAACCUACCUUACAAAAUCACCGGCGAGGAAAUGUACGAUAUCUUUGGCAAAUACGGCGCCAUCCGCCAAAUUCGGGUGGGCAACACACCCGAGACUCGAGGCACGGCAUUUGUAGUCUACGAGGAUAUCUUUGACGCCAAGAACGCCUGCGACCAUCUCUCCGGUUUCAAUGUGUGCAACCGGUACCUCGUGGUUCUGUAUUACCAAGCCAAUAAGGCCUUCAAGAAGCUAGACGCCGAAAAGAAGGAGGCUGAAUUGGUGGCUAUGAAGGCUAAGUAUGGACUGAAUACACCGGGACGAACUGAGACCAAAACAUGAGAAAGCCCAAUUGAUUUGUCAUUUUUUGUAUUGAAUGUUCGUCGCAUUUUUCAUGUAUAAAAGAAACCACAUAAAAAGUCAAGAUUUGAA
Tigriopus californicus is the source of this 791-nucleotide messenger RNA. It is a transcript of the gene Sf3b6, whose product is annotated as splicing factor 3B subunit 6-like. Bases 315 to 701 code for a protein of 128 amino acids. Gene Ontology annotation, molecular function: mRNA binding. The record is from RefSeq and is a predicted model, not a curated record. Gene Ontology annotation, cellular component: ribonucleoprotein complex; nucleus; cytoplasm. The transcript is spliced from 3 exons. Lineage: Eukaryota; Metazoa; Arthropoda; Copepoda; Harpacticoida; Harpacticidae.